UACAUAAUUGGUGGAGGCUCAAAGGGUUUUUAAUCCAGCUUUUAAAAUUUGGACUUUUCCGGUUACCUCAUUGAAGAUUCAAUUUUUGUGGUUGCAUUUUUCAUUAUUAAAUAUAUGUUUUUAUUUCAGUGAAAUUAUGGGUGAAAUAGUUGAGUUUAAACCUUACGGGGCUCUAGAAACAGUUAGUAGGAUGAAUUUCGAGGAUUUAUUGAAUUUGUGGAACAAUAAUUGAUUACUAAUAAUGGAUUUUAACGGAUGGAGAAUGAUGAUUAUAAUUGAACAGAUUAAUUUUGAGAUUCACGAUAUUGGAAGAUUUACGAUUAUUAUUGAUUUUGAAUUGCAAAAGCUAUGACAAUUGAAGAUUUUGUACGAUUGCAAGAUUUAUUAUCAAUUCUUAUUAUAAAGAAUUAGAUAUUUAUGAUGAAUGAGAAAUUAAUGAUUAUUAAGAUAUGAUUGAAUAGGAUAAAUUUAUUAUUAUUGGAGAGAUAUCGAUAUUUGAGAUAUGGAGAAUUUAUGAUUAUUGAAACCAGAUUAAUUGGAAAUUUAUUAUUUAUUAUUGAAUAGAAUUGGAUUGGAACAGAUUAACAAUGGAAAAACUUAGACCGUUACUAUUACCGAAAUUUUUUGAUGGAAAAGAUGAAGAAUUUGACAUUGAUGAUUUUUUCAACUAUUUUGAAAAGGUUGCCUUAGCGAACGGUUGGGAUGAAAAAGAUAAUUUAUUAUACUUGCGGUUUUGUUUGAAAGGAAGUGCUGAGAAAUAUUUUGACGUUAUUGAGAAUGAUUUGACUCGACAGGACAAAUUUGAAUAUAUGCCAGUGAAAGAAAAAUUGGUUAAUUUCUAUCGAUCUCCUCUCAAAUUGUGGAAACUAGAAAAGGAAUUAGAUACUUGUAGCAUGGAAUUUGAAGAAGAUGGUAGAGAUUUUGUAGCACGAGUCUUAUCCCUAUGUAGAAAAGUAGAUUCGAAUAUGCAUGAAUCUCGGAUUAUCAGGAUAAUUUUAAGAGGUUUGUCUUCAAAUAUAUUUGAAAGAAUUAUAAUGUUAUCAAAUAGUACUAUUGUAGAAUUGUAUAAAAAUAUUGAGAAAUAUGAAUUAUCAUGUCAGUAUUUGAAUGAGUGGAAAUUUGGACAGGUGCAAGUAAUUAAUGAUAUUAUGGAACCAGAAUUUGAAGAACUAUUGGAAAUCGGAAAUGAGUUUGAAAAUGAGAAUUGUUUAGAAAAUGCUAUUAUCUGUGAUGAUUUUGAUUCUUGUAAUUAUUAUGUUUCAAAUGAAGUGGAUGUAUAUUGUCAUGUUAGUAACUUCGAGAUUGAAAAUGGGUUGGAUGAAGUUCUUAUUUGUAAUGAUUGUGAUUUGAAUGAGGAAGAUAUAAUUUACAAAGAGGAUAAAGAUAGGGAAAUGAUUAAGGAAGAGUUAUCAGAUUUAUCGGAAAGUGAUUUGGAUUUCUCUUUUACGAUUGAUAACAGGCCGUUUGAACAUUUUGUGAACUCUGGUAUGCGUAAUGAUUGUGAAUCUAGAGGAGUCAAGAUGCAUCAGAAUGUUAGUCUCGUGAAUAAUAGGACUAAUAGAAAAAGAAGACGUAAGAAAUGUAAAGUUUGUGGUAAACAUAAUCAUUUUACGCGGAAUUGUUUUUACAACGUUAAUUAUGCUUAUCGGGUUUAUAAAAGGAUGCAUAGAAUUUGUGAAAAAGAAGGCUAUGAUAUUAGAGUGUGUUCUUUUGAUGGCAGAAAGUUUUCGGAAAAUGCUAGACGUAAGAAAGCAUAUUUUACUGAUAGGACACAGGAGUUUAGUACUAGGCAUAUUGAUGAAAAUGUUUUAGACGGCGGUCCAUCAAAUAUUGAUAAUUCAAGGAAUGAAUUAGGAGGUUGUAUAGUCACUGAAUCAGGUUCUACUUUGGAAGGUGUUAGGCACAAUGGGAUAUAUGUUAGAAGAAACUAUUCUAAUACUGAUGAUAAGAAAUAUUCAAUCUCCCAUAAACACGAGAUUGAUCUUGUAGAUAUUAAAAUUAAUUAUAGCCAGAAAUGUGGAUCAGCAAAUAAUGGUGUUGAACGAAAUAUUACUGACUCAUGCUACUUGGAGCUGAAAAGUAUUACUGACGAUAAUAAACAUUUUGUUAACAAGAUGAAUGAAUCAAUAAUCAUCGAUAAACAAGAACCAGGCCAUGGAAAUAGUAUAUUGAACCGAUUACAGAAAAAAUGUGAAUCAGCGAUUUGUGUGAACAGUGAAGGUGAAAAUACAGAGUCAGAUUUGAAUUAUUGUAAUUAUCCGAAAGAUAUGAAGAAUAAUAAAAUUGAAACUGAUGGAAUUGUUAUUAAUGAGAGUUCGGUAGAGAAAUAUGAUGACAUAAUUUUGAAUAGUUUGGAAAGCGUGUCCCAGUUAAGCGUUAAUAGCGAUGAAAUAUUUAUUGAAACAAUAAUUCUGGAGAGGUUUGAAAAACGAACUCAGACUCAGCAGACUCAGCGAAAGUAUUACAUGAGACAAUAUUGCUAGUAGAACGAGGCCUUUUAGCUGAUUUGCAGUUGUCAUUCAAUGAAGAACGCUGAACUGUUUGGGACUAAUACAUCAUUCGAUGUCAGAUAAAUUGAAAAUAAUCAUUGUCCGAUAUGAAGAAUGAUUAAUAUUAUGUUAUGUGGAAAUAUUAUGAGCUAAAAAGAAUAAUGAUUAGAGUAGAAUAAGAUAAUUAGAAUAGAAUUUUUAUUAGAUUUUGAUAUUUUUACUAAUAAUGAACUUUUCAAUUUUGGGAUUUUAUGAUUUUUUUUCACUGAGCUUGUAGGUAGUGAUAAUUUCAAUCGUUUAUGUCCAAUAAAAUUUUUCGAUUAGGGCAGUAGUUUUCGAGUUAGGUAUUUUCAAUAAUUUUCAAAAAUUUUCUUUUUGGGGUUUUGUGA
This is a messenger RNA of Nilaparvata lugens (brown planthopper), 2878 nucleotides long. RefSeq lists its product as uncharacterized. Lineage: Eukaryota; Metazoa; Arthropoda; Insecta; Hemiptera; Delphacidae. Bases 588 to 2483 code for a protein of 631 amino acids. The record is from RefSeq and is a predicted model, not a curated record. The transcript has 2 exons.